UUUUCAAAUUUAACAAAAUAAUUAACAACAUUCACGAUUGUACAACAUUUACAACAAUUUCAUCGUCCUUCAAACCAUUCAAAUCACUAUCAGUGAUUGUAAAAUUACGUUAUUACAAUAAUUAAAAUGCAUGUAUGUAAAUACGAAAAUAUACGAAGAAAACUAAAAUUAAUGCACUUGCGUUAAUUAUUGGUCACUGCAACUAUUACACCAUAAAAUCGAGAAAGCCAUCAAUCCAUAAAACCUAAAAGACAGACGUGAAAAAAAAAAAAAUGUUGGUUACUAAAUUGACGGCGAUUAUUGCUCAAAAAAUGCCGAGACUUAUACCCUAGAUUUUGGUGUAAUAAUUGCACAGAUGUGAACGGUUUACAAGGUUUUCUGUUCACUCAGGCCGAAGCCGAGUAUCGAUUAACACGUUUUAAAGACAAGCGAAAUGUUUAAUUUAUUCUUUCUGUUGUUGGUUAUUGAUUUUGGUGAUUGUCAUCAACAUGCGAAUAUUCCUUUGCGCGGGUUAAGAACCGUCAGUGCGUUAAGAUUUAGAAAUGUCCGGAGAUCGGUUAAUAGUGAUGUUAAUAAACGAGACUUGAUUGUUAAACAUAAACUUCAGCCAGUAUUAGACCCGAAAACCCCAUUUUUCUGUCCAUUAAACAACACACGCAGCAAAACCCGUCCAACGUCCGUCCACCAGCUCAGGCCUGGUGAUAUCGACGUUAUUGGUGCUAUUGGCGACUCCUUGAGUGUUGGAGUCGGCUUAACGGCCACUAAAAUCUCCCAGGUUUACUACCCCAAUCGGGGAUUGUCACCAACGGCAGGUGGUCAGAGCAAUUGGAGGGAAUUCUUGACGGUCGCCAACAUACUGAAGGAGUUCAACCCGAAACUGAAGGGCUACGCUGAGGAGGCGUCGUUAAACACGCACAAACAGGCUCAGUUCAACGUCGCCCAGACCGGCGCCAUGUCCAUGGACGUUCCACACAUGACCAGACUCCUGGUCAAAAGGAUUAAGAGUCAUCCUUAUGUCAAUUUUGAGGAGGACUGGAAGUUGAUCUCCUUAAUGAUUGGACCGAACGAUUUCUGCCUGAACAUUUGUUACCAACCAGACUUGAACGAAGUUUUGGAAAAACACAGGAGAGAUCUAAUUAAAACCUUGAGGAUUUUAAGAGAUUCCAUUCCAAGAACUUUCGUCAUGCUUGUUCCAGCUCCAAAUUUGAAGACACUCAUAGAAUUCACAAACCGUCCGGUACAAUGUUACCUUAACCAACUUCUAGUUUGUCCGUGUUUGAUCGGUGAACGUUUCAAAAAAUUCAGACCGGACUUCAUUGAGCUGAUGACCAAAUGGCAAAAUAUCGAACUAGAAGUGGCCGAUUUGGAAGAAUUCGAUACUGAUACUUUUACUGUAGCUGUACAACCUUUCACCAGAAACAUGGGAUUCCCAAAAACUCCUGACAACAUGACUGACUACACCUUUUUGUCCGAAGACUGUUUCCACUUCAGUCAAAAGGGAAACGCCAUGAUUGCCAAUUCUUUAUGGAACAACUUGUUACAGCCAGUAGGAAGAAAACAAAUAACUGAAACGAGGUUGUUCGAUUAUUUUAUAUGUCCAACUGAAGAAAAUCCUUACAUUUUCACUAAGAGAAACAGUUUAAGUACAUAUCUGUGAUUGUUUAGAGAUAUAUUUUUAAGUAGAUUAGAGUUUGGUUUAAUUUUAAAGUGCCAA
This is a messenger RNA of Aethina tumida (small hive beetle), 1714 nucleotides long. RefSeq names its product phospholipase B1, membrane-associated. Gene Ontology annotation, molecular function: glycerophospholipase activity. The transcript is spliced from 6 exons. Gene Ontology annotation, biological process: phospholipid metabolic process. Bases 434 to 1657 code for a protein of 407 amino acids. NCBI's taxonomy places the organism in Eukaryota, Metazoa, Arthropoda, Insecta, Coleoptera, Nitidulidae. The record is from RefSeq and is a predicted model, not a curated record.